Molecule: messenger RNA, 2931 nt
Organism: Pistacia vera
Lineage: Eukaryota; Viridiplantae; Streptophyta; Magnoliopsida; Sapindales; Anacardiaceae
Product: probable disease resistance protein RF9
Exons: 2
Biological process (GO): defense response to other organism
Molecular function (GO): ADP binding
Source: RefSeq, a predicted model, not a curated record
AUGUCAAGAAGCGAUUUGCUUGUCGUGUUUGGGUUCGUUUAUCUGAUAUUUUCGAAAGAAAAAGUUCUCAGACAUGUACUGAAAAAGGUUACAGGGAACGAAGGAGAGAAAAAAUUCCCUCUUGAGUCGUCACUGCAACAGGAGCUGCACAAGAAGAGGUAUUUGGUAGUGUUGCGCGACGUCCGGACGCCUGAUAUUUGGGAGAUUAUCAAGCAUGCUUUUCCAAAUUCAUCAAAUGGUAGCCGAAUUAUUUUCAGUUUUCAAGAAGCUGAUGCAGCGCGGUACCCAGAAGUAAGAUUCUUUGGAAGAGAACUUUUAAGGCUCAAAUGGGAAGAUACUGAAUUUGCAUCAACUCAAAGCGAGAAGAGUGGGGGCGAUGAUAUUGAUAACAAGAUAGAGAUCGAUUGGGAGCUCGACACGCGCCUGGGUGGAGCUUUCAAAUAUUUGGACAAGGACGAUGGCAAUGAUAUUGUUGGGCUAAAGGAUAAACUAAAUAAAUUAGGUCAGUUAACUCUUAAAACGAGUGAAAAUCAUUUUUUGAUCUCAGUUGUGGGUUUAGCAGGCUCCGGCAAGACUACUCUAGUGAAAACAUUUUUCGAUAAUUCAUUUGUAAAGCAACAGUUUGAAAGCCGUGCUUGGGUUGAUCUUCACGCUUUCCAAGAUUUGGGGAUGAGAAAUGUCUUCAUGGAGAUAUUAAAACAGGUUUCACAAGUUAAGGAAGAAGACGAAUCGACUGAUCUUGAAAAUUUGGGAACUAAGCUUAAUCAAAAGUUAAAUGGGAAGAGGUUUCUGAUAGUGUUGGAUAAUGUCUAUGCGCUCAAUGUUUGGUACAAUCUUGAAACGAUCGUUUCAAAAAAUACAAACACUGGUUCCAGGGUGAUUCUUAUUACCCGUGACGCUUAUCUUGCUCGCUGCUUCGGUCUAUCGGUUGCUCUUCUCAAGCUCGAUCUGCUAAAAGAAGACGACGGUUGGAAGUUGUUCUUGAAGAAGGCGAAACAGGAUAAAAGCAGUGAAGAAGACCUGGAAAAGUUUAUCAGGAAACCAUUGUGGAAAAAAUGUUGUGGUUUGCCUCUUGCAAUAUGCGUGCUGGGUGGAGUGUUGUAUAGUAAAAAGUUGAACAAUAUUUCUGAAUGGCCACAAGAGAUUGAUAAAAUCAUGCCAGCAGGAGAGGAAAAGGGAGACCUUAAACUGCAGGAUAUGAAUGCAGAUCACUCUAUAUCUGAAGAUGUGUUAUCUUCCUUGGGUAAAUUGGAUACUUCACAAAUUUGGGCUCUGGGCUACAAGGAUCUGUCUCCUCAUUUAAAGGCAUGUCUCCAUUAUUUAAGUCUCUUUCCCAAAUCAUAUGAGAUUCCUGUAAGAAGGAUUCUUCAGUUAUGGGUCGCUGAAGGAUUGGUGAAAAAAAGUAGUACAGAUGGAGAACAAACGGCCCCUGAAGAUGAGGUAAAAAAAUAUUUUGGAGAACUGGAGGCUAGGAGCAUGAUUGAAGUAGCGAAACGGAGAUUAGAUGGAACGGCUAAAACUUGUCGAAUACCAAUUACAUUGCGUGACGCCUUCUGUCCUGAUGCUGAAGAGAAGGGACUUUUUCACAUCCAUAGAAAAUCGGAUUCUGCAUCUACUUCAAAAAACUUGAAUAUCCGCCGGCUAGCCGAGCAUUUUGACAUAAAAAACAACCCUCCUCCGAGUAAGGACAUUGAAUAUCUACGGUCUUUUAUAUCUUUCAAAACCAGAAAGAGUGAUAAACCUGCAAAAGAAGUAAGCGAGUUUUUGAACAAGACGAUAUCGAAGAGAUUAGGGUUUGGAUUGCUGAGAGUGCUUGAUCUUGAAGGUGUAUACAAACCAGUUCUUCCUGAACUUGGGAAGCUUCCUCUUCUAACUUAUGUGGGUCUCAGAUGGACAUUUCUGGACGGAAUUCCUGAUUCAGUUGGUGAGCUUUCCGACCUCGAGACGUUAGAUGUGAAGCACACGAACAUCACCACAUUGCCAAUGUCCAUCUGGAAGACGAAGAAACUUCGGCAUCUCUACAUGAACGAAAUUCAUUUUGAAUUUCCGGAAAAAAUAUCGUCAGGAGUUUCUUUACCUGACAACGUUCAGACCAUAUGGGGCCUUUUAAUUGGAUUUAAGAAGCCUCCAGGAUACUGGUUGGAUAGCUUGAAGAGUCUUAAGAAAUUGGGAUUGACAUGCCAUUCAAAAUCAAUUGAAGCUAUAUCUAUCUGGAUCUGUAGCCUCACCGAUCUUCAAACGCUGAGGUUGAGAUCCGUAAAUGAUUAUAGUGAACCUUCAAAUCUCAAGUUGGGUUCCAUUAAGAAGCUCCUUCACCUCACAGAAUUGUAUUUACUUGGAUAGUUUUCAUGUGUGAUUAAAGAAAUCAAACUUCCUCUAUCUCUCAAGAUCCUAACCUUGUCAGUGUCAAAUCUAAAAGAUGACCCAAUGCCAGAAUUAGGUAAGCUUAAGAACCUUAACAUCCUGAGGCUUUUAGCUCAUUCCUACACAGGGAAGAAUAUGAUUUGUAAAGGGGAAAAUUUUCCUAAACUUCGAGUCUUGAAGAUAUGGGUGCUUAUGAAGCUGGAGGAGUGGACAAUUGAGAAAGGAGCCAUGCCUGUGCUAAGUGAAUUAGAGAUCAGAUAUUGUCCGAAACUGGAGAAGACCGAAGGCCUGGAGAACUUGAGCACAUUGAAGGAGUUGAAGUUAACGAAUAUGAAAAAGGAAUUUGUUUCUAAAGUCAAAGAAAUCAUCAGCGAGCAGCAGCACAUAAUUAAUGAACAGAAUUUGGAAACACAUCCUCCAUGGGAUUGAAAAACUCUUGGAGGCAAGGGGUCUAGAGUGGACGAUGCGCAAUCUAGUGUAAGAUCAUAUUGGUGUUGAUAUGCUUUUAAAAUUAUGGAAAAUUGUUUGCGAUAUUUUUAUUUGAAGUUAUUUACACAGUGAUUUGCU